UGAAAAGUCUUUACAGAGGAAGUCGAUGAAAGCCAGAUUCCUUGACGAGAUCGAGAGGAAGUUGUUGAAGAUCAGCAACAAGAACCGGUUGCGGGUGUGUUUUCUGCACUGGUUUGAUUGGACGGCUACUGUCCGAAGAAAGUUGGCAGAACGGUCGCUGAGCGCGAGUUUGUCGUCUUCUCCGAUGAGUAGACGGACAAGGAGUGCGAGAAGUUCACCCCAUCCUCAUAGUCCUCAAGGUUCAUCUCCAGUUGUAUCCUUUUCAACAGCAAGAGCCAGCAGGAGUUGGAAUCAGAAUCAUAGAAGUGGUAGAGUUUUCACCUCUCCAGGUGGAGCCUCAACGACAUCUGGGGUAAGCAUUACCGGUGCUCGCAGUUUGCAGAGGACUGCCUCCACAAGAAAUGUUCUCUCCAAGGGUGGUGAAUUCAACAGUACUCGUCGGAGAUCGGGGAAAAAUGAAUCAGCGAGGAAUAGCGACUUUUUGAAGGACCUUUCAUCUGGUGGAAAGAAUGCGAACGCAUCAAAGAGUACUAGUAGUCUGAUG
Messenger RNA from Amoebophrya sp. A25, 544 nucleotides. NCBI's taxonomy places the organism in Eukaryota, Dinophyceae, Syndiniales, Amoebophryaceae. The record is from the annotation of a GenBank genome assembly.